AUGAAUUAAUUAAAUAGUGAUCUGAAAUCAUAAAUCAUAGAGUAUUUUGAAGAAUUGCAAAACAAACUGAAUCUAAUUGGCUACUCUGAUAUACGCGUUAUACUCCCCGACGAUAUUUCAGUAGCAUUUAAAUACAUCACUCGCAUUCUUGAUUAGUUUAUAGAAUUGAAUCAAGAGAUAACUGAAUAAUAUGAACUGUUGGAACAAUCAUUACAAAAAAUUGAAUCAGAAAAUCGAUAUCACAUCCAUGUGGAACAAAGAUUAAAGAUUCAUUGUGAUUCAAUAUAAGAGAGUCUUACUCAAAAAGACGAAUAAUGUAGAAUACUUCAAAUGAAAAUCGAUCUCCAAGAGAGAUAAAUAUUCCAACUCAAAAAAGAAAUCGAUGUCGCAUCAAGAAGACGAAUAGAAACCGAAAAGAGUGUAACUGACACUCAAUCUAGACAAUACUUAAUGAUAAAUGGAAUACCUUCCUAAACAACACUCAAGCAAAUAAUAAAACCCAAGACUCGACUACAAACAGAGACUUUAGAGAUCAAUAAAGUAAGAUCUAUCUCGUCCUUAGAUUAUAAUAACUUUUCUAUUUUAAUUAAGAGAAAUGAUGAACGAAAAAAGAGGUCAUCAACUAUUUAAAUCAAAUAAAAAAAGUGA
This is a messenger RNA of Paramecium tetraurelia, 648 nucleotides long. RefSeq lists its product as uncharacterized. Lineage: Eukaryota; Ciliophora; Oligohymenophorea; Peniculida; Parameciidae. The transcript is spliced from 5 exons. The record is from RefSeq and is a predicted model, not a curated record.